Molecule: messenger RNA, 969 nt
Organism: Aureobasidium vineae
Lineage: Eukaryota; Fungi; Ascomycota; Dothideomycetes; Dothideales; Saccotheciaceae
Source: the annotation of a GenBank genome assembly
AUGAAGUCUAUCUUUGUCUCAGCAGCCCUCAUUGCUGCAGCAGAUGCACUCAUUGCUCGCGAUUCUACAUGCUGCUUCCAUCUGACUGCCUCUGGUGGUUCUGGCGGAGCCGUUGGCGAGCUAGCUGAUGGGCAAACGCGUAUCGGCCAGACCGCUGGACUUGCCAAUGGACAAGCAACAUUCUGCAUCGAUUCCAAAGGUGGUCUCACUGACGGAACCGGAAAAGGGUGUAUCCUGACGCCUCCUACCAGCCAGUUCCAAUGCGAUGCUGGCGCUAGUCCCACUGAUGGCUUCUCGGUCUCAUGUGAUGGUACUCUAUCUUUCGAUGGCAACACUGACUUCAAGUCUUGCCCUACUGGAGACAACGGCGGUUACAACAUCUACACCACUGCCCCUGCGGGUCAAGGUGGCUGUGUUUCAAUCAAGCUGAGUGCAGACAACUGCAAAUCUGGUUGUCCUGCACCUGCGCCCCCUGCUCCCAAGACUUGCCCUGCCGCCCUGUCAGGUGCUUAUGAGUACCCUCACCUCAUUGUUCCUGUCGACUCCAAGCAGCCCGACAAGGCCUUCGGUACUCAGUACAACGGUACCGUUGCUGGAUCUGUCUCUAGCUUGUUCAACUUCGACAUUCCCAGCUCUGACGCUGGAAAGACUUGCUCCUUGGUCUUCUUAUUCCCUAAGCAGGCAGACUUGGAGACUUCCUCAUUCGAUUUCUCGGGUGCCGGCGGUAUCGACUUUGCAAUGCUGAAGGGACCUGCCAGCUCCAGCACCACCUACAACAACAAGCCAGGUGUCGCCACUGACUACGGUGUGACUAAGGUCGCUCCAGGCAACUCUUACACCAUCGCCACCUUUGCCUGCCCGGCCAACUCUGCCAUUGGCUUCAGUCUUUCUACCUCGGAUGGCACCAUGCUUUCUUAUUUCCAGGACUACAAUCCGAGCCCUAUCGGUCUCUACAUCACCGUGUGUUAG